GCCUCCAGACGUCCCCGCCCUCCUCCCUCCCGGACACCGGCCGAGCCCCACGCCAACAUGUGCCACACCAGCUGCUCCGCGGGCUGCCAGGCUUCCUGCGGCUCCUCCGGCCCCGGCCAGGCGUCCUGCUGUGUGCCCGUGAGCUGCAAGCCCGUGUGCGUGCCCGUGAGCUGCAGACUCGCCGUGUGCGUGCCCGUGAGCUGCAGGCCCGCGUGUGUGCCCUCCUGCCAGUCCUCCGUGUGCGUGCCCGUGAGCUGCAGACCCACGUGUGUGCCCUCCUGCCGGCCCUCCUGCCCCACCCUGGUCUGCAGACCCGUGUGCUGUAGCUCCCCGUGCUGCUUCUGACCAGGGGUCUCCUAACACCUGCUCCGGCGGCAGAGGGGGCCCCACCCGUGCCCCUCCGGUGAGGACCAAGUCUUCGCCGGGCCUCCGGUUCUGCGCGUGGCAGCUCAAACAUUCCCGACGAAUCGUCUGAACCCUGGGGCGAGGACGGAGCAGGACGAGCCGCAUCCCCCUGUGACCCUGCGUGUCUCCGCCAGGGUCCUUCUCUGUCUCCGGCAGGGAACCCAGCCCGUGUGAGCCCAAUAAAUCGUGCCUUCCUGA
Messenger RNA from Leopardus geoffroyi (Geoffroy's cat), 603 nucleotides. Its product is annotated as keratin-associated protein 12-1-like. The transcript has a single exon. NCBI's taxonomy places the organism in Eukaryota, Metazoa, Chordata, Mammalia, Carnivora, Felidae. Bases 58 to 345 code for a protein of 95 amino acids. The record is from RefSeq and is a predicted model, not a curated record.